Macrobrachium nipponense is the source of this 875-nucleotide messenger RNA. RefSeq names its product retinol dehydrogenase 11-like. The coding region runs from base 131 to 592 and encodes 153 amino acids. The transcript is spliced from 5 exons. The record is from RefSeq and is a predicted model, not a curated record. NCBI's taxonomy places the organism in Eukaryota, Metazoa, Arthropoda, Malacostraca, Decapoda, Palaemonidae.
UUUCCUGUUGGCUGCAGCACUUGCAGUAGAAGUACUCACUGCAUAAUUGAUAAAGACAUUUUUUAUCGCUGUCAUGGCCGCCGUGUCAUCGUGGCUAUGUAUUACAAUAUGACUCAUGACCAUAUAGAAAAUGGAGAAAGCUGGCAAUAAAUCAAGGAUUUAUCUCAAUAGCAUAGCCAAAACAACGAGAACAGUCAUGGAUAUGUCGUCGAUGGGAUACGCCACCUGGGCAGCAAUCUUGACCCCGGCCUUCCUAUUGGGCGUAGUUUACAUACACGCAAGCAAUUAUCGCCGAAAAGCUGCAGUAGCUAACUUGGACCACGUCCGGAUGGAGGGGAAGACGGUCAUCAUAACAGGAGCUUCAGCAGGCAUUGGAAAAGAGACAGCGAGAGAUUUGGCAAGAAAAGGGGCAAGAUUGAUAUUGGCCUGCAGAAAUAUUCCAAAGGCCACGAAAGUUGCAGAGGACAUACGAAACACGACGGGGAAUAAACAAAUCUAUGUAAAGCAACUGGACACUUCGUCACUGGCCUCCGUUCGAAAAUUUGCUAACGAGAUUUUGGUUGAGGAAAAAAGAUCUUUAUCGAUCCGGUAAUUUAAAGUGUUAUUGAUGAUGCUCAGCCUACACCUGGGACUUCUGAUAUCCCAACUGGUGAACCUGCGGAAUCAGACACGCUUGGGCCUGGACCGUCACAUCGAAGACCCGCAAAAAAAACAAAACAAAAAAACAGAGUAUCGACGAGACCCAACUCCUGCAAGAGGCGUAUAAUGAGCUAAAGUCGUUGUCCCAAGGUGAAAAUACUUUCUCCGCUUUUGGAACUGUCGUCUCUAAUAAUUUAAAUGAAAUGAAUGGUGAAAACCAGAUAUAUGCUCAAAAA